Microthlaspi erraticum is the source of this 372-nucleotide messenger RNA. NCBI's taxonomy places the organism in Eukaryota, Viridiplantae, Streptophyta, Magnoliopsida, Brassicales, Brassicaceae. The record is from the annotation of a GenBank genome assembly.
AUGUUUUUCGGAGGUCUACCUCUUAGGUCUACCAUCGGUAGACCGCAGUUGAGGUCUACUGGUCAACGCAAAAAACUGAGGUCUACCACGGAAGUCUACCCGAGGAAAGUAAUGGUUUGUCUAGCUUCCGUUUAUGGAAAAUGGAUGGUGAUGGAAGACAAGUCAUGGCAUUUUGAGAUGGACAAAGGAAAAGGAGGGAGAAUGUUCUACUUACGGGAUGGUUGUACACAUAAGGAGCCUCUUAGAAUGGAACAAGCUGACUAUAUGUUGGAUAUGGAAGCAGACAUGGUGGAAUUAUCUUAUCCAUUACCAGAUGUCAAAUACCCUCAGACUUUCCUCAUAUGUACAUCACCAACGAGGGUAGGUUCAUAG